This is a messenger RNA of Mus pahari (shrew mouse), 2021 nucleotides long. It is a transcript of the gene Sigirr, whose product is annotated as single Ig and TIR domain containing. Gene Ontology annotation, biological process: signal transduction. NCBI's taxonomy places the organism in Eukaryota, Metazoa, Chordata, Mammalia, Rodentia, Muridae. The coding region runs from base 644 to 1873 and encodes 409 amino acids. The record is from RefSeq and is a predicted model, not a curated record. The transcript has 10 exons.
CUGCGGGGCGGGGCUGCACCUGCCGCUGGGUCUGUCGCCGCUGCGCACCUCGGCCAGGUAAACUGUCAGCUUCCGCGCGAGUCUCAGGUGGGUGGCAGUCGUGACUCAGACACGCGGAGGUCCUGGCCAGGUGACAAGCACUCAUGCACCCACCUGCAUACAGCAAUCCAUCCAUUACAGGGGACAGCCAGGAAUGAGGCUAACUGCUCUCUCCUGAGGUCAGAUCCUUCUUGGAGCAUGUCUGCUGUGACCCUGAGUCACCACAGUGGCCACAGGACAUGUGAAGGUGGUCCAUGGGCCUGCCCCUUCUAAACUGUGUGAGGCAGAAUCUGCUCCGGGUUUGUGAGAUCUGGGAGCUCACCCAGCACUCUGAGACUGGCCAAGGUUGCAAGGCAAGCUCUCUGGUGUGCAGCCAGUAUUGCUGGUGGCUGACAGUUACUGGUUAACUCAUCCUGUUCCUGUUUAACUUGUCCCCUGGGAUGGGGGCAGCCUCUGACCUCCAGGACCUCCUGUCCGUCUGGCUGAAUCGACAGAAAGGAGCCCUUCUCAGACUGCAGUGGACCCCAUCUGCUGUUAAGGAGCUACGGCGGUGCCAGGGGUGGAACCAGCGUUCGGCCUGCCGUGAAGAGGACCCAGAAGAGCCAUGGCAGGUGUCUGUGACAUGGUCCCUAAUUUCCUUUCCCCAUCUGAAGACCAGGCCUUGGGACCUGCCCUUGGCAGAGAAGUUAUUUUGAAUUGCACAGCUUGGGUUUUCUCUAGGCCCCAGUGUCCCCAGCCAUCAGUGCAGUGGCUAAAAGAUGGUCUGGCAUUGGGCAAUAGAAGCCACUUCAGCCUCCAUGAGGACUUCUGGGUCAGCGCCAACUUCUCAGAGAUUGUGUCCAGUGUCCUGGUGCUCAACUUGACCAAUGCUGAGGACUAUGGAACCUUCACCUGUUCUGUCUGGAAUGUCAGCUCCCAUUCCUUCACUCUUUGGCGAGCUGGCCCUGCUGGCCAUGUGGCUGCAGUGCUGGCUUCUCUCCUGGUCCUGGUGGUUCUGCUGCUGGUGGCCCUGCUCUAUGUUAAGUGUCGGCUGAACGUGCUGCUUUGGUACCAAGACACUUACGGGGAGGUGGAGAUGAACGAUGGGAAGUUAUACGAUGCCUACGUGUCCUAUAGCGACUGCCCAGAGGACCGCAAAUUUGUAAAUUUUAUUCUGAAGCCACAGUUGGAGCGGCGUCGGGGAUACAAACUCUUCCUAGAGGACCGCGACCUCUUGCCUCGCGCGGAGCCCUCUGCCGACCUUUUGGUGAACCUGAGUCGCUGUCGGCGUCUCAUCGUGGUUCUUUCAGACGCCUUCCUAAGCCGGCCCUGGUGUAGCCAGAGCUUCCGGGAGGGACUGUGCCGCCUACUGGAGCUCACCCGCAGACCUAUCUUCAUCACCUUUGAGGGCCAGAGGCGUGAGCCCAUACACCCUGCUCUCCGGCUCCUGCGCCAGCACCGCCACCUCGUGACCCUGGUGCUUUGGAAGCCUGGCUCCGUGACUCCUUCCUCUGAUUUUUGGAAAGAGCUACAGCUAGCACUGCCACGGAAGGUGCAGUACAGGCCGGUGGAGGGAGACCCUCAAACCCGACUUCAGGAUGACAAAGAUCCCAUGCUAAUCGUGAGAGGACGUGCUGCCCAGGGCCGGGACAUGGAGUCAGAGCUGGAUCCAGACCCUGAGGGAGACCUGGGUGUCCGUGGACCUGUCUUUGGGGAGCCACCAACCCCACUGCAUGAAACCAGGAUCUCCAUAGGAGAGGGCCACGGCAAUGAAAUGGAUGUCUCUGACCUCGGCUCUCGGAACUACAGUGCACGGACAGACUUCUACUGCCUUGUGUCUGAGGACGAUGUGUAGCCCGGAUCAUGAGAUCAUGGUGGCAGCUUCCAGGGUAGAGGCAGCAGGCACUCCUUCCUAGGAUCACAACCCUUGCCUCUAUCCCUGGGCCCCCCAGGAAAGGAGUGUGGCUCCAGGGUGUCACAAAAUAAAGUUCUGUGGGUUCCUG